Molecule: messenger RNA, 3296 nt
Organism: Lymnaea stagnalis (great pond snail)
Lineage: Eukaryota; Metazoa; Mollusca; Gastropoda; Lymnaeidae
Source: the annotation of a GenBank genome assembly
UCCAUAUGAAUACAAUGACACUGAUUUAAGAAUCAGUGUUUUACAAUUGCAGAUCUUCCUCAACCAGUAUGAGGUUUGUUCCCUUUAGAUUUGUGUGAAUGGAAUUUAAUUUUUCUCAGUUAAUGUAUGUUGUUGUUGUAUUUGGAUGUACAUCUCGUGAAUUAUUUGAUAAAAGCAAUUUUGAAAAAAAUAUUUAAUUUUCAUUUAACCUGACCCAGUACAUAUUUUGAAGAAUGUUUUGAAAUAGUUUUCUAUCAACUUGGUUGUUGUUGGCAUCCGUCCGUCACAUGUGACGAUGGUGUGGGCUUCGGAGGCCUGGGAUUAUUUCUUCAAGGAUUAUAAGCUGGUUCCCAACAGCAAAUCGCCUCUCUCCACGCUGCUGGAUCACCCAAAGGAACAUCAUUGGAUGAUACAGCUUGGCACCAAUGACGUUGCAGGAGUUGUGGGAAUGUUUCAUUAGAACCAAUGUUAUCCGCCUUUCGAGACUCCAUCUCCGGGGUUUGAUUUCAGAGUUUCCUUCUAUUAGAUAAGUUUCCAUCCAAGGUUAACGAGUCCCAUCUACCCGGGGUGCUGGUGAUUUUUUGCUUGACUGCUUUGGCUGGAAUUGAUCUCCAGACCACCAACUUGAGAUUUGCUCACUUUAGACCACUCGGCUAUCCAGCACCCCUAUCAACUAAUGCUUAAGUAACACCACCCCCCACAACCCCCCCCCCACACCCACACAAUAACAGCAUAAUGGCUCAAACUUGUUGUCUUUAAGAUGACAAUGUUUGAUGUCAAUUAUUUUCAUUUGUUUCUAUUUUAAGAACCAACUUGAGAUUUGCUCACUUUAGACCACUCGGCUAUCCAGCACCCCUAUCAACUAAUGCUUAAGUAACACCACCCCCCACAACCCCCCCCCCCACACCCACACAAUAACAGCAUAAUGGCUCAAACUUGUUGUCUUUAAGAUGACAAUGUUUGAUGUCAAUUAUUUUCAUUUGUUUCUAUUUUAAGAUAUCAGUAUAUCAGUGAAUCAAUUAUUGAUGGAUAUGUUGAAAUCUAACAAUUUGUGCAUGGUAACUAACCACAGGAGGUUCAGUUUGAAGCCUUGCGUUACCUGACCGGAGAAUGUAACUAUGGUGGUCGUGUGACCGACAGCUGGGACAGAAGGACGCUGAUGACCAUCCUUAACAGAUUCUACUGUCCUGAGCUGAUCACCACUGAAGUAUUCUAUUUUGAUCCUCAAAAGAAAUACAUGCUCCCGCCUGAUGGUGAUGUAAGCAUUUUAUCAUCAUGGGCCUAGCUUAUCAGAUAACAAAUAACUCAAAUAACUAGAUAUUUCAAUAGCAAAAACAUUUUAGACAAAUGGGUCGGAAAAAUUAGAAAAUAAUUUUAAAAUUAAUAUUCUCCAUUAGGUACCGGGUACCAGAUAAGGAGAUAUAGAUAGAAAUAUAGCAAUUUGUGGUGCCCAUAUGAUAAUAAGCUAUUAGAAAUUUGAUAGGAAGAUCUCCCUAUGUUAAAGUUACUAUUAUAUUAAAUAGAUUUUCCUAGACUCGUCUAAAACUUGCUAUAUAAAAUAACUGUAUUUGUUAAGGACUUGUUGAAGCAUCGCAACUUAUAACUCAUUUAAUUUUUUUUUUUUAAAUAUGUAUUGAAUAUAUUUCUGUGUGUAUUCUAUUUGAUGUCAUUGUAUUUUCAGUAUGAAUCUUACCUUGCUUUCACCCAAAGUCUACCCCUGAUGGCCUCCACAGAAGUAUUUGGGAUGCACCCCAAUGCUGAGAUUACCAAAGACCAGUCUGAGACCCAACAAUUGUUUGACAACAUCUUGUUAACUUUGGUAAUGUGAAAUCACUGGGUUUUAAAUCAAUAAACUCAUGUUGCAACAUUGGGGAACUAACUUUUGACAUAUUGUUCAUAAGAUGAGAUUCUUGUAUUGAUCCCAGUCAAUGGAAACGUGUUAUGAUGACAUUACUUACAUGGAUGGCAUUAGCCAUUGGUAACUUGGGCAUCAUUUGAGACUGCUAUCAAAAUGUUGCCAACAAAUAAAAUUAAUUAAGUUUGAAUGGAUGUAAAGCCUUCUACACUUACACAUUAUCUUUUGCUGAUUUAGUCACUAUGGUGUUGAGUGGCUCAAAGCUAAAAAGUUAAGUUAGCUGUGGUUGGUCCAUUCCAGACGACAAUCAAACUUGUUGUACCGGUAUAUCACCUUAUCAUGCUGCGUGGCUAAGACAUUGUCAAUCCCAAGCUUGUGGACUGACGUUCAGUGCCCAGCCUAGACAAGCAAAAAACAACACUCGUUAAUCUUGGAUGGCAACUCAUCUAAGGGAAGGAAGCUCUGAACUCAAACCCGGAGAUGGAGUCCAGCACGCGCUAUGACAUUGACACAAUGAAAAAUCCGACAACAGCGACGUGGAAGACAAAGGAAACACUACUGGUCAUCCACUGCAUGCUAAUCUAUUUCCAGUUGUCUGGACUAAGUCUUGUCAUUGGAUCCAAUAGAGGCAAGCACAAGAGAGUGAGGCUGACGAAUGGAGCAACUAGGCAAGCACAAGAGAGUGAGGCUGACGAAUUGAGCCACUCUCCCUCACUCACUUAAAACAAAAUACCGGUACAGCUCAAGUCAAUGCUAAAUGCUACAACUUAAGUCCAAGUCUUUAUCAUCUUUGCUUGCGAAGGGCCAACUAUAAUAUCAUCAUUUAUUUAUAAAAUAGAAUGUUUUCAAAGAUAUAUUUUUUAUCCUAAUUAUAAUUAUAAAUUCUUUCAUAUAAUUCUCAAUUUCAGGGAAAAUCCUCUUCCAAAGGAGGUAAAUCCAAUGACGAAGUUGUAGAUCACGUCGCUCUGGAUAUUAUUGAACGUUUGCCUGCAAACUUUGACACUGACAUUGCUUUAAGAAAAUAUCCAACAUCUUAUGCUCAGAGCAUGAAUACAGUACUUGUCCAAGAAAUGGUUCGGUUCAACCGUUUACUCUCACGGAUCAGGAGUACUCUUUUAAAUAUCAGAAAAGCUAUAAAAGUAAGUCACACAUUCUAUUUAGUUUUUAAGUAUAUUGUUCUCAGUUAGAGUGUGGAGCUAUUUGAUUACAAACUGAAAAUAAAGUUUCUCUUCAAAAAUGUUGUCGAAUUAAUCUUUAACUUUAAGUAAUUUGACUAAAAAAAAUUUUUCUGAGCUGAAAAUUCUGCUAUGUGUUAUCAUCUUUUUAACCCAAUAAAAAAAACUGAUUCAAAUCUUAAAAUAAGAAUUCCUCACUGAUUGUUUCUUCCUUCUCCUUGUUUCAGGGUCUUGUUGUGAUGUCUACAGACAUGGAGGAAGUGGUC